Molecule: messenger RNA, 16166 nt
Organism: Marmota monax (woodchuck)
Lineage: Eukaryota; Metazoa; Chordata; Mammalia; Rodentia; Sciuridae
Gene: Garem2
Product: GRB2 associated regulator of MAPK1 subtype 2
Exons: 6
Coding region: 158-2752 (864 amino acids)
Source: RefSeq, a predicted model, not a curated record
GUUUGGCCCGCGUUGGCACACUCGCUUCCCUGAAUGCUAAUAGGGCUCCUCUGCUCUCCUUUCCGCCGGCCCGGCAGCCCCUCCACCGACCCACAGCGGCACCGAGUGGGAUCAGAGAGCGUCAGCGUGUCCCUGAGCACUCCCUAAGAGAGCACACAUGCCGGGGCCGCCUGGUUGUCCCACUUUUGUUCUCGGGAUCUGUACUGAUGGUCACCCUGUGAUCCUGAGACUGUCGGUGUCAGCAGCAAGGCUGUGGGAAUAUGCUGAGGGCGUCAGUGAGCGAGACAUCCUGCUCAUCCACUCUUGCCGCCAGUGGACAACGGUGACAGCUCAUACCCUGGAAGAGGGCCACUAUGUCAUAGGGCCCAAGAUCGACAUCCCCCUGCAAUACCCAGGGAAGUUCAAGCUCUUGGAGCAGGCCCGGGAUGUGCGGGAGCCGGUGAGAUACUUCAGCAGCGUGGAGGAGGUGGCCAGUGUCUUCCCUGACCGCAUCUUUGUGAUGGAAGCCAUUACUUUCAGCGUCAAGGUGGUGUCGGGCGAGUUCAGCGAGGACAGCGAGGUGUACAACUUCACACUGCACGCGGGCGACGAGCUCACCCUCAUGGGCCAGGCGGAAAUUCUGUGCGCCAAGACCACCAAGGAGCGGUCGCGCUUUACCACGCUGCUGCGAAAGCUGGGCCGCGCCGGGGCGCUGGCCGGGGUGGGCGGUCCAGGGAGCGCGGGAGCUGCGGGCGGCGGUGGGGGUGCCAGGCCCAUCAAAGGCAAGAUGCCCUGCCUCAUCUGCAUGAAUCACCGCACCAACGAGAGCCUGAGCCUGCCUUUCCAGUGCCAGGGACGCUUCAGUACGCGCAGCCCGCUGGAGCUUCAGAUGCAGGAGGGCGAGCACACAGUGCGCGCCAUCAUCGAGCGCGUGCGGCUGCCAGUGAACGUCCUGGUGCCCAGCCGGCCGCCGCGCAACCCCUACGACCUGCACCCGGUACGGGAAGGCCACUGCUACAAGCUGGUCAGCAUCAUCUCCAAGACCGUGGUGCUGGGGCUGGCGCUGCGCCGGGAAGGCCCGGCGCCUCUGCACUUCUUGCUGCUCACCGACACACCGCGCUUCGCGCUGCCGCAGGGCCUGCUGGCCGGGGACCCGCGUGUCGAGCGUCUGGUGCGCGACAGCGCCUCCUACUGCCGGGAGCGCUUCGACCCAGACGAAUAUUCCACAGCCGUGCGCGAGGCGCCCGCCGAGCUCACCGACGACUGCGCCAGCCCGCGCCGCGCGCGCCUCUGCCUGCCUGCGCCGCGCGCCCCGGGGCCCGCGCGUGCACUCGGCCCGCCCCUGCCCGCGCCCUCCACAGACCGCGACCAGGAGGAGUACGUGAGCCCGGACUGGGCAGGUGUGCCCGAGCCCGCCGCGCCGCCCACCGAGAUCCCCUAUGAGGAGCUGUGGGCGCAUCAGGCUCCCGAGAGCCUCGCGGAGGGCCGCGCCCGGCCGCCCCCAGGGCCAGACCUCAUCUGUUUUGGAGCCGCGGGGUCUCCGCGUCGCGAGCCGGAAGCGCCGCCGCCUCCCGUCCCUCCCAAAUCAGAGGCGGUGAAAGAGGAGUGCCGCCUCCUGAAUGCACCCCCUGUGCCUCCCCGGGGUGGCAGUGGCCGGCUCUCAGGCAGCCCCCCUGUGCCGCCCCGCUUCCCCAAGCUGCAGCCUGUCCACUCACCCAGCUCCAGCCUUUCCUACUAUUCCUCUGGCCUCCAGGAUGGCACGGGUUCCCGCAAUGGCAGUGGCUCCCCGUCACCAGAUGCCUACUCCCUCUAUUGCUACCCUUGCACCUGGGGAGAUUGCAAGGUGGGCGAGUCCUCCAGCCGCCCACCCCCAGGUCCUCUGCCCUCCACAACCACACAGCCCAGCCAGGCCUCUAGGGCCCUUGCAGAGCCCCUGAGUGGUCGAGCCCCCUCCCUUUUGGGGGCUGACACCCCAGUCAAGACCUACCAUGGCUGUCCACCUCUGUUCAAGCCCUCCCACUCCCAGAGACGCUUUGCUCCCUUAGGAGCUCCCAACCCCCUCUCAGGGCCCACCUACCCAACAGGCCCUCCUGCCACUUCUUCUGGGCCCACAACCUCCUCCAGUGCCUUGGCUACCUCCAGCCCUGCACAUUCCCCAGGCCCAGCCUCCCCUGGCCAGGCCUAUUCAGCUGCUCCUCCCUCUUCUCCGUCAUCCUCUGAGUGGCAAGAACCAGCCCUGGAGCCUCUGGAUCCCUUCGAGCUAGGGCAGAGCAGUUCUCCAGAGCUCGGUUUGCUGCGCUGUCAGGAGCCCAGAGUCAUGGGAGCACCCGGGCCUGGACCCUGCCUUUCGCCACUUGGUCCCCCUAAAGCCUUUGAGCCAGAAGGUUUGGUGCUGAGGCAGGUCCCUGCCUCACUGUCACCAGCUGCUCUGCAGGGGCCUGAGGCAGGAGGAGCCCGACUCUUUCUUACCCCAGGGCGGAUGGAGGGUCCUCCUGCCAGUCCCCGGGAUGGAGCCCCAGGCUUUGGAGGCCGGGAUGCCCCCUCCUGGCAGCCCCCUGCAGACCUAUCUGCGCUCUCCCUGGAGGAGGUCUCUCGCAGUCUGCGCUUCAUUGGGCUCUCUGAGGAUGUGGUGAGCUUCUUUGCCCGAGAGCGUAUUGAUGGAAGCAUCUUUGUGCAGCUCAGUGAGGAUAUCCUGGCCGACGACUUCCACCUCACCAAGCUGCAGGUCAAGAAGAUCAUGCAGUUCAUCAAAGGCUGGAGGCCCAAGAUAUGAACUGCCCUGCCAGUCACUGCACUAUUGGAAUGCUGGCUCCGAGGCUCUGGGGACUAGUCGUGGGUCUGCCAGGGACAGAGCACUCUGAGAGGCAGGGCCUGCCUGUGGGAGAAUCUUUCCAAGACGAAGACUGAUCGGCAGCACUCAGAGUUACCAGGAGAGACACUUUGGGUGGUCUUCUGGGCUCAGAUCCCUGCAAGGGGAUAUCUUGCCUUUGUGCAGAGUAUAUGGGGAGGGGGUUGGAGGCACACCAUGUACCAGACCUGGUGAAGCAUUUGCUGUGAUUUUUAGUGGGGAGGGUGGUGGUGUGUCAAGAGGUGGCCUUCACAGUGAUGGGACACCUUCCCCUGCUCGGCAGCAAUCCUUCACAAUUACAUGCUUCUCAAACUUGUAGGUUCAGGUUAGAGAGAAGGGAAGAUGGCCCAUAAUUUAAGCACAAAUGCCCCAAGUGCCCGCUCUCCUAUGUGCUCUGUGGGUUUCUGGCCUGUGGCUGACCCAGUUAUGGGUGAGAUUUGUGUCUCUGGGAUGCCCUUCCUUCCCUUUGCUUUCCCAUGAUAUAGGUGCCUGGCCCUGAGCAUAGGUUCAAGUACAAGCCUGUGUCACAACACCUCAGAGGCUCCACCCCUGGGUUCUUGUUCUGGGUGACAACUUAGGAAGAGCACAGUUUUGCUGCUGACCUAUCUAGUUAGGGAGGCAGGUGUUCCCCAGUGGUUUCUAGCCCCAGCUCCUGCUCCUCAUCACAGCCAGCCAUCUGUCUUGUCAGGUAGACUUGUCUCUGAAGACUGCUUUGUGGAAGAGCAGGUGGAUUUCGGUCAGCUGCUCCUUCUUUCUAGAGGCAAGCAGUGGUCAACCACCCCACAUUCCUGCCAGUCUCCUGCCCCCAGCAUUGGGCUUUGAUGGACAUUUAGUGUCCUUCCCUGGUUUUCUGUUACUGGCAUAGGAAGUUAGUUGAGAGAAAGGAGGGUAGCUUUGGAAAACCUGCCUUUCACUCUUCCUGCUCGCCUUCAUGUACUUCAGAGCAGAUCUUUACACCGUUCGCUCUAGAGCCUGGUGACCUCCUUGGUUCCAGACCUCUGGGUCACUGUGUACAAGCCCAUGCCACCAACUUCACUGUCACCACAAUCUGAAGCACACUACUCCUAAUGUUCACUGGGUCAGAGCCCAUAGGCAGUAGCCUUCUUUUCUGCCUUACUGAGUCUGCCUAGAUAUUUAUUUCCUGGGUUUCUUUUUAUGAAUAGGUAAGCCAUGCUGCUGUCCCUUCUGAGGGAGGGAAGUCAGAAAAGAGCCCAGGAACAGAAACAUUUGGUUUUCUCACAGAUUGUUUUCGUGAAUCCUCAAGGACUAGUGAAAUAAAUGCUAGGCCCCUGGAGAUUAGUGCAAGUGGAAUUCUGGGUGUCAACAGCUUUCUUUUGGAGGGUCACAAUGACCAAUGGGCACCAUGCACAUGCUUCCAGGCAAGAGAUGGCUUUGGGAUGGUGUGUGGAUGUAGUCUAUUCAUAUGUCCCCAGAGGCAGCUGGCAGCAGCCUUUACUCCCUUUUGCAAGCACCUCACCGGCUGCUGCCCUACAAGAACCCGCCAACUCCUACUGAUUGGACAUAAUUUACACCCACCUGGUGCUAUUGAUAGAAAAGACCCAGAUGUCAAAUCUGGGCUCAAGUUCAUAUUUUUGCAUUAUAGGCAUCUGAGGCUCUCAGAUCCUCACACACAGAAAGCUGUUCAUGGGCUAGAUGGCACACACCUGUAAUUCCAGCAACUUGGGAGGCUGAGGCAGGAGGAUCUCAAGUUCAAAGCCAGCAUCAGCGACUUAGUGAUGCCCUGGCUCUACAUAAAUUAUAAAAAGGGCUGGGGAUGUGGCUCAGUGGUUAAGUGCCCCUGGGUUUGAUCCCUGGUGCCAAAAAAAGAAAAGAAUAAGAAACCUGUUCAAGGCCUUGGUACAGAGGAUCAAGUCUGUCUUCUACUGGUCAUCCAGAAAUCCCAACUCAAGAGAUAACUGUUGUAUGGUUUGCCUUCCUAGCAAAUAGCAACCAGUAUUUAGUAGAGUUGAAGCUAAACUUCACACUUGCCAGUCCCACCACCUGAGCUGGGACUAGGGAAAUGCUUUAAGUACUUGCGAAUGGAGCAGAGUGGGCAGUAUCUGAGUUUAGAAUGCACUGAGUGUUAUGGGACUUGAAUUAGGAUUCUGCACACACUUGGUAACUCAGUGUGGAUCUUUCUGCCAGACCCAGUUAGGAGCCCAACACUGUUUAUCCAACUGGGCACUACUGCCAGAACACAAGAGUGAGAACCCAGCACACCAGGGACGGGGGUGGGGAGAGAUGAGGUGAUAGCAAUGGGGGAGGCUGCGGUCUUUGCUGCUACUCGGCCACCUCUCACCUCCAUGCAGGCAUCUUUCAUCUUCCCUGGUGUGGGCCAGCACAUGCAGGACUCCUGCAUUGGAGAAAUGUCAUCUCCUCUGUUUAACUCUGACAUUGCCACAAACAUGCUGAGAAGCAAUCAUGCAUGAGGCAUACCAGGAAAGGAAACGGGUACCAGCAUACAGUGAGGAGAUCCAGUUUGUGGAAAGUCAUACCUUUUGCAUCCUGGCACACCAUUCCUCUUAUAAUCCUGCUGCUCUCAGUACCCAGGGUCAUUUCCCCUGUGAGCAGCCCUGUCAAAGCAUUUAAGCAGUUAAGCUUAAAUGGCUGUGGGCACAAAAAGUCCCACUUUCUGGUAUCACAGUCUCUCUCAAGCAGAUGCCUAGAACUCCCCCAGUACCCUCCUACUCCAAAGGGACAGGGCUUUAUUCCAGCUCAUGUCCUCAAGAAGGGCUUGAGCCAGAAGGGCAAAGACACAAGAAAAAGAACCAAACCAAGCGGGUGAUAGUUUGGUUUUUACUGUUGUUCUGUUGGGCUGGGUACAGAAAUGCUCUCGCCACCACUAGCCACCACUGGCCUCCUGGGAGGAACAGGCAACAAAAGUGGCUCUGGAUGGCUCUUAGCUGCUGAUUUGGGCUUCAGGGUUUAGAAAAGGCGCACAGUGGGUUCCACUUUCCAAUAUGAAGUACAAACUCUAAUUCAUAGUCAGACUUCACCAGGAAGGAGAUGGUCAGAGCUGAAGGCACUUUAAUUUAUGAGCAAACUCAAGACCAGGCUUGGUUUUCCUUCUGCUUCCUGAUACACCCAGAUGGCACUUUUGAAGCAGCGCUGCUGGCAGCUGGGUUAGUGCACUGAUGGAGCAGGGCGGGAGGGCCUGCUCACUGGUAGAACUUCUUACUGGGACUGUUGGCGUGGUCAAUGAGCAGCUGGCAUGGGGUGAACUGUUUUCCAUAGGCAGCUUCAUACUUCCGGAGCCGGUCCACUAUCUUCUGAGCACCAUAUAGAUCCACAAAACGGAAGGGACCUGGACAGAGAAACAGGACUUUAUUGAAAGAGGCAGCAAUGAGAGCACCAGGAUGAAGGGAGACUUGCCAGCCCGCAGACGAACCUCCGAGACAAGGGGGGAAGCCAAGGCCAAAGACUGCUCCGAUGUCUCCCUCUGCAGGUGUGGCCAAGAUCCCUUCCUGUAGGCAUAGCACUGCUUCAUUCACAAAUCUUGUCACCACACGGUACUGGAUGUCUUCAUCAGAGGAGCUGCCAACAUGAAGAGACAGUUAGGCAGAGGAACAGGGAGGCAAGCAGAGCUGGGGUUGAGUAUGAAGUGUGGGUGGGUGCUGGGAGCCCUGUGGCCAGGCAGGACCAAACCUCUCACUCUGCAGAGAAGUCAGCCUGGGAGGCCCAGGCUUUCCCUUGGAAAAAAGGGGUGUUACUUGUCCUAAGUGAUAUGAAACUGAGCACCCAUGAGGGUCUGGCACAAGGGGAUAAUCAAGUGCUCACAAGUGAUAAUCAAGAGCUGGGAGGAUGAAGGAGCCAAGAUGACCACCCUUCCAGCUGCUCUCUGGACCUUCCCAGGGAAGGCUAGUGCAGGCAGGGCCUCUGCCAGGCUCCACCCACUCUCACCUGAUGUCUGCAAGACUGAGGGCAUGUGUAAGGGCUUCAUGCCUAGAAAGCCUGUGCCAGCUUCAGGAGCAUUCUCUUGGUUCAGGUGAGCAUAAGGGAAAUAGAACAGGGGCCAGGAAGCUUUGGGCUGUCAGAAAUGUAUGUUUCCUUGCCCUGAGCCACUCAAACUGACUUACACCUCGGGCUUAGCAGGAAGCCUCAGACUUGCAAAAAUAGUAUCCAUGUCAGAAUUCAAACUCUUAUUCUUUGAGCCCUCCUGAUAAAUGUAAAAGCCUUUCCCAGAUUUGCGACCUAAAAGAAGAAAAGAAGAGGCGGCAUCACUACUUGUUCUCCCAGCCCUGGCCACGAGUGCCUGUCUCUGCUACCUGCUGUAAAGCUCCAGUCUUUUCCCUGCAUCCAGCUCACCCUGAAAUUCUAUCUUUAUCAGAAGAGCUGACAGAGAAGGAAGGAAGAUCUUGUGAUUUCUGGAGCUUGGAAAUCUGUAUCUGCUUGAAAAGGCUGCUCAGAUGAGCUUUCAUGUCCAGAUAUGUAACACCAGGCCCCAGGAGGCAAGGCCUAGCAGAGAUGUUGCUAUUUCCACAGAUGUAGCAGAGGUAGAACAGAAAUGCCUCUUGGACCUGGUAGUGGCAGAGACCUAGAAGUCUAGACCUUUUUUUUUUUUUUUUUGGUGGUACUGGGGAUUGAACCCAGGGAUGCUCUACUACUGAGCUAUAUCCUCCAUCCUUUUUACUUUGAGACAGGGUCUUGCUAAGCUGCCUGGGCUGGUCUUGAAUUUGUAAUUCUCCUCCCUCAGCCUCCGAAAGCUGCUGAAAUUACAGAUGUGCACCACCACAUCUGGCUUUCUCUCUGUCUUUUGUCUGUAAUUUAUAGGACUAGGUGCCCAGGAAAUCAUUUUUGAAACUCCCUAUGACCAGGCUUGAGUGUUUAAGAAACACUCUUCCCUGUGGGCCUUCAGUGAUUCUAUGUUCUCAAGACCAUGCUCAGAACUUUGUAACUAAUGGCGCCAGUCAUGUUUCCUUGUGCCUACUCACCCAGGAAGCCCUUGGACACCAUCUGGUUCAGCAGCUCUGGGCUUCCACCUCCAAACCGCUCCCCAAAGGCUUUGCCCAGAUCUUCUGCCACAUGUUUCGCUACAUCCACACCAACUUCAUCCGCCAGGGUAGCAGCACCCACAGGAAAGCCAAAGCCUGUGGUCAGGGAAUCCAGCUUCUUAGGGUCAACUCCUUCCUGAAUAGGAAGUGAAGCAGGGGCCUCAGGGAAAGGCCAUCUCAGAUCCUUCCCCAACACACACAGAAGGACUCCCUCUGGCUAGCCCCAGGUAUAGCCUUGUGCAAAAUUUCUCUGGGUUUUACCUGGCUAUGCCCAGGACUGGCACUCCAUGCAGGGAAGCACAGGUGGAAAGUGUGCAACUUCUUGAUCUAUAGCACUUGAAGGAAGUUUAGAGAUUAACAAAUUAUCUACUUCCUUCCAUGUUUGCAAUUCUGAAUCUCAAUACUAAGAAGAUGCAACAGGUGACAAGGCUGAGAGCACCAUGACUGUAAAAUACAUCAGUAUUGCCAAGGAGCAAUGCUGCAGAGCGCUGAGAUUCCUGUUUGGGCAAGUGUCUAAGGGAGCAGAGUUCAAACUCUGCCCAUUUACUGUGGCCUACAUGACUUCCACUCCUGCACAGAGACGGUGGGUACAAAAGGGCCUCCUGAAGAAGCAGCAGGAGUUAGUGUACUCAGAGGAGCCUUGUACCUCCUGUUGACAUCUUCAGUUUGGAGACCUGAGUGAAGGAGUGGAAGAGGCCUCAAAUGCUCCACAAAGUAAUACCCACCUGGAGGAUUCGUAUGACUUCAGACAUCAUGGGUGCAAGACACCUGGUGGUGUAGAAGCCAGGUCCAUCCUGCAAGGGAAAGAAGGUGAACUCAUUGUCUGCUUUUGACUGGAACUACUCAUGUCCGAGAAGUCUUGCUUUCCCAGCUGUGAUUUCAAAGUUUAAGGGAAUUUAAAAUCUCAAUGAGAGUCUUUAAUAUUAAAUUGCAAAGAAAGUUAUUCUGGGAUAGUCUGGCACAACAAAUUGUUCCAUGGUCACCUUCAAGGCCUGGAAUGAGUGGGAGGAUCCUGUCAUAUUCCAGAAACAACCAAGGGGACAGCAUUAUCUGAAACUGCUAUAUUUGCUCCAGAAAACAGUUAUCAAGUCUGGAGGUAUAGGGAGUCCUUUUAGAACUUUCAAAUGUGUUGUAAAAUCCCAGCUCCUCACCUUGACCACAAUGAUGACCUUCCCUUGCUUGAGACCAACUGCUACAGCAGAAGCAGUUGUGUCCUUGGAUGUUUUCUCUGUUGUGAUGAUCUCUAGUAGCUGCAUCUUGUCCACAGGAGAAAAGUAGUGCAUACCAAUCACCUGGCAAAGAGAGCCAAAGCCAACAGAUCUACAAAUGCUGAGGAGGGAACCUGACACCUUCAUUUUUUGUUAGAAAAAUAAUGGAGGGAAAGGUGAAUGUGAUAAGGAAUACUGCUGAUAGUUAAGUCAUGUAGUUCCAUGGAUUUCUGAUGAGAGGUACAGUAUGUUUAAGGUGAGCUAACCAGAAUCCUCCUCUUCCAUUUGUUUCUAAGGAUAUCUGUGUCUACCAACAAUCAGUGCCAAAGUCACAGCUAAAGGCCAAACUAGAUUUACUGGGGAAGAAUGGAUGAAGAUUCCACUUAUAGUAAUGAUGAUGAUGGUUUAGGUGAGAGGUCCACAUUUUAUGGGGAAGGGACAGGCAGAAGCAUUGGUUAAUAUGCUGGACUGUCAGAGAUGUAUUUGCAUUUUACAUAGAUGAGUCUUACCACUAGGACUCUAAGCUUAAGAAACACUUCUGCACAAUCCUAUGCACCUGUAGACUCAUUAAACCAGUGAUUUUCACAGUGUAGUACCCAGAUCCACCAUCAUUAACAUCACCUAUGAACACCAGAAGUAUGGAUUCCAAAGUCUAAGCCAGACCUACUGAAUUAGAAAACUCUGAGGGUGUGGUCUGGAUCUGUGUUUUAAUGAAUCUUCUCAAUGAUCCUGAUGCAUCCUACCAUUUUAUUUAUUUUUGUGGCACUUGGGAGAGAACCCAGGGCCUCAUGCAUGCUGGGAAGGGACACUCUACUACUCCCCAGCCCUUUCUAUUUUUUAUUUUGAGACAGGGUUGCUCAGGCUGGCCCUGAGCUUGCAAUUCUCCUGCCUCAAUCUUCUGAGUAGUUGGAAUGACAAGUGUGUGCUACCAUACCCAGUCUUAUGCUAACAUUUAAAACCGUCUCAGAAAGCUAACAAUUUGAUGGGCUUCAAAACAAAACUGUGCAAGAAGUCUAAUUCAUUAAUUUACAGUUCUGCUUUCUCUCUCCACUUUAGUUACUAGUUACAACUAAUAAUACCUACUAUUUUAAUCCAUUUAUCAUUUAUUUCUAACAUUUAAUCCAUUAUAACUCUGUGAACUUGUCAAGUUAUCUAGAUGAGGAAAAAAGGCAUCAUGAGGUUCAAAUCAGUAGCUCAGGGUCAGUUAAUAAAUAGCAGGGAGGGAUGCCAUCACCGGUCAGCUGUCCCUGAAGUCUGACCACUGAUCUUUAUCAAUUAAAUGUUAUCUACACUUAUCAAUCCAAAAGUUUCUUCUAUACUCUGAACUGUUCUUUUACUUUGGUCUAAAAUACUUAGGUGCUUCUGCACCAGCCUUUUCAUGUCCUGGGCAGAAGGUCUAAUCAAAGCCAUGGGUAGACACAGGCCACCUUACCCCUAUCAACCUAUUCUAAACAAUUACUAGACUGCUCUGUAGCCAAAUGGAUAUUUUAUUCUUAUUUUAGGGCCUAUCCUUCAAUGUCUAAUUAGAGGAUAAAGGAUGAAAACCAAUACCAAUUAGGAUGCAAAUAACCAAUGUACGUAUAUUUAGUUGUACUUCACUUAUUACUGUACCUUACAUUGGUCAUGGCCUAACUUUCCUGUGCCCAAUUUUUGGGAAUCACUCCUCCACUUCAUAAUCCAAACUGUGAUUUCUCUUAUUUAUAUUCUAAGCCUUUCAUCAGUGAGUCUGAAGCAGUAAAACAUUUCAGGGUUUUUCUCUGUUCAGAGAUUACCUUCUCAGGUCUUUUGCUGACAGCAGCAAUUUCAUUGAUUGGGAGAGCAGAUGUGUUACUGGCAAAGAUACAGUGAUCUGGAAUCACCUGCAAGGGAAAAGCAUUUAAGAAUGUGUCACAUAGGCCUGGAGAUGACAGAGUCUGUAGCAAAGCUAAGAAGGGUCAGGUGGGCCAGGCCCACCCUCUUACCAUAAGGCUCAGACAACAAACAGCACUCACCCAGACAUUUCAGAUCACCCAAGCUUUUGUUUUGGGGAAUGUGUUGACCUUAUUCUUUUUCCUGUUCAGUCUAGAUAUGGUCUAUCAUAAGGUCCUGACCUGGAGAGUAUAUCUCAGCAGUUGAAUAAAUAAGAUGUCUUAGAUGCAGGCUGCUGGUAGCUCAGUGGCACAGCACUUGUUUUGCAUGUGUAAGGCCCUGGGUUCAAUCCCUAGCAUCUCAAAAGAAAAGAAAAAUCCUUAGAUACUAACAAGAUGGUCUUAAAUCAAAUUUCAUUUAUUUGAAGACUCAGCAUGGAUUCAACACCUCUUCUUAUUGGGAUCUGUCCUCAAGUCUGAAAGCUUAUGACAUCCUCCACUCCUGCCUUGACCUUUAAAAAAUGAGACAUACAUGCAUGCCUAGCUCAUUUUUUUAUAGUGUAUUAAUAAAAAGUGGUAUAUCACUACAAUUAUAUCCACAGUACAUGAACACUGUGGACUUUAUUAGCCUGGAGGAUAAUCUCUAACACAGCAUUCUGUCUCUGAUCCAAACUUAUUCUUUUUUUUUUUAAAUAUUAUUUUAGUUGUAAAUGGACUCAAUUCUUUAUUUUAUUUGUUUAUUUUUAUGUGGUGCUGAGGAUUGAACCAGGGCCUUAUAUGUGCAAGGCAAGUGCUCUACUGCUAGCCACAGCCCCAUCCUCCAACUUAUUCUUGUUUUAAUUCAAAUGCUUGGGUGAAAAACAUGGAAGAUGCACCUGUUAAAUUUGCACAAGUCUGGGAUUGGCAGGAUCAAAAUAUCAGAGAUGAGAAUUAAGGCUGCAGAUAGGUUAACAUACCAAAAAGAUGAGUAUAAAAUAAGAUCAAUUAUGACAGAGAUAAAGAUAAAGUAUUGCAUUAAGAUUCAAAAAAAGGAAAAGAAAAAGAAAGAACUCUAUAGGCACACGAGGGAAAAGACCUGGGUUGGCAGUAAACCUGUGAUAAAGAUCCCAUGAUUUUAGUUAAUUGAAAGUGGAAUGAGACUUGACAGUAUGGCAUGACUAAGUGAGCUGUCUCAAAAUGUGUCAUUAGUGUCAAGUACUGGCGGAAAAAUCCUCUAGGAAGAGCAAACUAAUGUCUCCAAAAUGGCUGGCAACAGUCUCAAUUUGUAGUGUAAUGGUUACCACUCUCGCCUCACACAAAAAUGGCUGACAACAAUUCUUCCUCUCCUGGGACAUGCUUAGCUGUGGUCCUGCCUCAUGUCCAGAUUACUGCCAUCUCUCUCUUUCUAGGCUCUUUCUUGAUACCACCACCAAGGACUCCUAUUACUCAUGUCAUCCUGUCUCAGAGCAUUUGGGAGAAGGAUCAGAGUAGCAUUUCCAUGAACACGCAUUUGACUCCUGCCUGGAGUCCUUUGCUGCCUAGAAGAAAUUUGGUUAUCACUCGAAGCCAACCAAAAUCUCAAAACAUCUGGCUAUAUAAUUCCAUCAAGUUAUUUGUAUUUUGAGUGAUGAUCUCUCCUCAUAAAUAAAGCCAAUGAACCCUGUGUUUAGGUUAAUAAGCUAUUUAAUUUUCUUCCCUUAUGAUUUAGAUCUGACCUUUCUACCAUGGAGAGUUCCUGAGCUCACACAAAAACUUAUGUCUAGGGGCUCGGGUUAUGGCUCAGUGGUGGAGUGCUUGCCUAGCACAUGCGAGGCACUGGUUUUGAUCCUCAAACCACAUAAAAAUAAAUAAAGUUGUUAGUCCAUCUAGUGCUAAAAACAUUUUUUAAAAAACCAAUUAAAAAAAAAAACCCUAUGUUUGGAAACAAAUAGUGCUGUAUAGAGAACCACGAGUUUCACACUAGUUCUUUAAAAAUCCCUCAGUUUCCCCACUCAUUCCACUAGGGUCCAAAUGUGUCAAGCCUCUUACUUACUGUUUCUACUUCCUUUAGUACUUUGUGCUUAACAUUGAGGUCCUCAAAAACAGCUUCAAUCACCAUGUCGACCUUUUCAAAACCCUGGUAAUCAAGUUGCCCAAUCAAGUUGCUAAAGAUGGAAUCCCUUUCAAAUGAUGUUAGAGCUUUCUUCUUCACUUUGUCGUUUAAUCUAGACAAAAAGAAAGGAGAGUGGCAUUUAUUGAGUGUCCACGGGCUACAGUGUCACUGUGUGUUUUUUACAGCUCUGUGAAGGAGUUAUUUUAUUACCCCCAUCUUGAGGGGUAAUAGCUCAAAGAAGCUCGGAGCUUCUUUUAUGGCUAGUUAAGAUAAGGUAGCUUUCAAAAACCAGCUGACCCCCAAGUGCAUAUACUUUCAAUACAAAAUAACCUCUAAAUGCCCAACUUACAUUAACUGUAUCCCUCAUAAAACAGUUCAAUUUGCCAGGAGGAGUAAAUAACUCAAAUAUGAGAAUGGCAGAACAGAAGAGCAACUGUUUUAAUUCUCUAACUAAACCACCUGGUUGUCACACUGGUUGUCAUCACUCACAGUGUUCUCUACCUGUAAUCUUCUAGAGGAAGCCUUAGGUGGUUCUCUUCAAUCCCCUUCUCGCUCAGCACCUAGUAGCUCAUUGCAUUUAUCACAUAAAACAUUAACUCAAGGUUUCUCCCUUUCCAAAGGCAGCUACAAAGGAUUCCUGCUACUCAGUGUAUUUUAUUGCCAAUGAAAACAGACUCUUUUAGAUUUAAUCUAACCACACAUUCAGAAUAAAUAACCUAGAGCUUUCCUCUACUGAAGUAUAAAGCUAAAUUCCAUUCACCAAUUUCUGUAACCAACAGAAAAACAAAGCCACAGAUAAGUUAAAAGAUAUAUCAAAUUAAGAUCUUGAAUGUAUGGGCUCAAACCUCUUGGUUUCGUUUCUUUCUUCCUUUUUAUCACUAAGCCACAUCCCCAGCUCUUACUGCCAAUAAAUUGGGAGGGGACAGGAAUGAUGUCCCAAGUCACUUGCAUGGUGAGUGAGCCUUGUCAGAACCUGAGGUUUCUGAGAUGAAAAGUAAAGCUGGGAUGGCUGUACCCAGACAGGUCACAGAAAGAAGCUAUCAUAGAGCAACAAUUUCUCUUUUUGGUGACUGUAUUAAAUGCUGUGUGGGGAUACUUGUUUACAAGUUUCAGAGAAAUGCUGCUAUUUCUCUAGCAUACACCAUUUUUUUUGUGUGUGUGGAGGGUCAGAAUCUUUUAUUACAAUUCCUUUUUAUCUUACAAUAAGCUCCCAACAGGUCCUAGCAUUAGGGUAGCAGUGUAUGAACUCCUGUACAAAUGUUAACAAUGUGCUUCAGCUACAUAAAUCCAUUUAAGAAACAAAAAAAGCUCACUCAGCUAAAAGUCACUAGCAGGACGGUCUAAGUGCAGCCAGCUUGUCCAUCAUGCUUGAGCAGCACACAGUGCUGAGACCAACCCCAGGUUGGCCAAGCUGCUGCUGCAUAUCCCCUCAGCAAAACUGGCGGUACGUGUGUGGGGUGAGUGGGCAGGUAGGGAGGGGGAGAAUAAGCCACCCUUGUCAAUUCAGAGUAAGACGGAGACACAGUCUGCAAAGCCUCAGCUGUUAGGGACUCAGCAGGAAAUGGCUUUGCCUUGUCAUGACAGUCAAGAAAGACAAGGCCCAAGAGUCUCGACUGGUCUGGCUUUUACCUGCACAUUCCCUCACAUCCCAGCCUCAGCCCUCUCAACAGAGAUACUGUCCUGCUGGUUUAGGAAGCCAUUACACAACAGCAACUACAUGUAAACUGCAGUAAAACCCACAGGCCUGAGGAUUUCUAGUCUGACACCAAAGCAUAAGAUAAACGGCAUUUAAAAAUACGAACUAACCGAGAAAACAAAACAAACAAAAUAUCUACUGGAAAAGGUUUUCCCUUUGGCACUCAAAGACUACAGAUUCCAGAGAUGUUAAAGUUCAUGCUACCUUGAAGUGCAAGAAGGAAUUAGUGUUUCUAAAAAUCAAAGAAAAUGUAACUUAACUAUGGAGUAUUAUGUGUUCAGGGCAAAGGAAUCUCUGAUGACAAACCAUACCCCCAAACCAAGAUACCAAAAACCCCGUAAAACAUUUUUACUCCUUGCAAAAACAGAGAGCAUCCUUACCCUUUGAACACUUGUUGCUGUCCCCGUCCCAGUCCAGCUACCGUAGUGUCUUUAAGAAGGGUCUUCAGCCCCUUGUCCACGGAGACUUGGGCGAUGCCAGCUCCCAUAAGCCCUGCACCAAGAAUACCUAAAUGCCUGAAAGCAAAGGAUGAAAUGAUUCUGGGAAAGAACUCUUACUUGUUUCAGUAAAAGUGGGAGGUUGCCCAAGUUAUCAUCCAAUAAACUAACUCAAGCAGGGAACUAUGAGGUGCUUUAAAUAUUUUUUACCUAUACAAAUACAGUUUUAAUAAAUAAUUGAUUUUUAAAGUGAAAUGCAAACAUCUUUUGGGUCUAAAAGAACAGGUCUUCCCAGAACUAUACUAAUUCCCAAUAGUGCCUGAAGAUCAUGGAAAAUGACACCACCCCUCCUAAGCCUAAACCAACAUGGAUAUUUUAGUUUUUUGAACAAAGGCCAACUGGCAGUGACAUGUCUGAAGACUAACUAUUUUUUACUUGUUAAGCAGUGAUUUGUUAGUGAUUUUACCAUUUUCCAGCCGUCUUUCAUUUCUCCUGAUAUGUGGGCCUCUCUUGCCCUUCACCUGGAUGAGUUUUGAAGAUCUCAGCUAAAAGUCACUAGCUGAUCCAGGUCCUCCCCUCUCCGGUGCCUCUACAGGUGCACAUCCCUACCUUUUCACCCCUGAUUCCUCUUGAACUUGUUAGGACCACUUGAUUUAUUCCAGUGUAUUCUGCAGUGGCUUCAUGUACAAGCUCACUGUUUCCUCAAAUAAAUUCUAAGCUUUCUGAAGACCAGAAAUCAUGUGUGAUUAUUUUCAGUUCUCCAUAGUUCUGGAACAAUAUGCCAUAUUACCACAGUAAACAACUUAAAAAAAAUUAAAGAAAUACUUCCUUCAUUAAAGAACCCUAGACUUAUAGUUCUGUAGAUGUAAAUUAGAGGUGAAAUGAGGGGUAAAGUUUCAUUCCUAACCAUUCUGGUUAUAAUGUUAGAAAGUUAUACUGGAGGGCUGAGGCCGUAGCUCAGUUGGCAGAGCACUUGCCUAGCAUGUGUGAGGCCCUGGGUUUGAUCCUUAGCACCACAUAAAAAUAAACAAAUAAAGGCAUGCUGUCCAUCUAUGACUAAAAAAAAAAAAAAAAAAAAAAAAAAACAAA